AUGGCAACCCCGUUACACACUAAAGGACUACGAAUUGUCACCUGGAAUGUUAAUGGCAUUCGCACUCCAUUCGCCACGAGACCAGGAACUGACACACCACCUUUUGGAACGAUUGAAGACCUUCUCAAGGAACUCAAAGCUGACGUUGUCGUCCUCACACAAACGGAGUGGCAAAGGCAGGAUGUCACUCCAGACAUGGCCACCAUCGACGGCUGGGAUAGUUUCUGGACCUUUCCCGUGUGUCCACGAGGCCAUUGUGGAGUGGUGGUAUACACCAGGAUAGCGACGUGCUGCCCGAUCAGGGUGGAAGAAGGUCUCACUGGUGUCCUUCCUUCCCGCAACAGCAGAGUCUCCUACCGCGAUCUGCCCGAACCUCAGCCUAUCGGGGGCUAUCUUACCGAUCAAGACCCCCAAGCCCUGGGCCUCUCUCAUGACCUCGCGACCCUCGACGCCGAAGGGAGAUGUGUCGUACUCGAAUUCCCAGCCUGUAUCUUGGUCGCCGUCUACUGUCCCGGGCGCGCAUCACGGACCCUCCGAAGGUUGUACCGGAGCGACUUCAUGUGGGCACUCCGGAAGAGAAUCGACAACCUGAUUAGCAUGGGCAAGAGUGUGGUCUUGGCCGGCAACUUCAACGUUGCGCGACAACCUAUCGACACGUCCGAAUACGAAGAGAGUCUGGUGCGUCUGCGACUCACUCCGCAGGCGUGGAUGAACCUUCCACACCGAAGGGCCUUGAACGAGAUGGUGCUGCCGGAACCCCAGAGGGGAACGCAUAUGGGUCCCAUCCCGACCAUGGUCGACCUGUGUCGUCAUUUCAACGUGCGUCGUCGAGGCAUGUUUACGUGCUGGGACUCGCGCAUCGACGGUCGUUCGAAGAAGCUCGGCGCCAGGACCGACUAUAUUUUCUCGUCCACCAACUUCUGCCAGUGGUUUUACAAUGCCGACAUCGUGUCAUGGCUCUCGGGCUCGGAUCAUUGCCCGGUAUAUGCCGAUCUCCUGGCCGAGUUGGAGGUCGACGGUCCCGGAAUCAAGCCAAAUCUUCGGGAUAUCAUGAACCCCCCUGCCAUGUUCCAAGGCGGACAACGCAGAUUCUUAUGGGCCGAGACAUGCCUGCUGGCCAUGUCUGCCUGGACGUACCCCGAACUCGGUCGACAACCGACCAUUGCCAAGAUGCUGUCCUCGUCUCCCGCGUCUACUGCGUCUAAAGGACUUCCUCCGCCAACCGCAGUCAAUGCGGAGGACUCAUAUUUCCAGUUCAUGCCGCCAUCACGACCACUCCGGCGCGAACCAGACCCAGGGCAUCCGCCGCUGUCACAGCAAGCAGCGGCGUCAUCUUCGUCUUUGCCCUCGACUCGAGUUACAGCCGGCCCGUCAGGUUUACCAAGAAAAGCGCCGGCACCGGCCCCAUCAUCGGCUUCCUCUUCUUCUCUGCCUUCAAGUCGAGUUGUAGCCGGCCCGUCAGGUUCAUCCAAACGAGGGCUGCAGCCGGGCGCAAAGUUCUCAGAUCCUUGGGCCACUCCAUUUGAAUAUCAGAAGGCUGGACCUCCACAAAUGAGUCUGCCACCGUUCAAUCCGCCGUCUGCCUCUUCUUCUUCCUUUACUCCGGCUGUGUCGAACAAGUCGGAAUCAUCGUCCUCCUUGCCCUCUAACACGGGCCUCGCAGGGCCAUCGUCUUCACAGAGACCACCUGUGCAUCCAUCAUCGAUCGGAUCCUCGUACUCUACAGAGUUUUCGCAUGGCCAGUCGUCAUCAUCAUCAUCAACGGGACAGUUGAUGCCUCCUCCUCCACCACCUCCGCAGGGACCGCGAGACGACAUACUACCACCACUAUCAGAGCUGCUAAGAGUACCACAGCAGCCACAAUCCAACACUCUGCCUCCGCUGUCAGUAUUGCAGGGAGUACCGACACAGUCAUCCUACAACCUACCGCCCCAGGUGGCGUCACAGUUGAUGCCUCCUCCGCCUCCGCCAAGACGACUCGAGAACACACUACCGCCACUUCUCUCGCCGCAAAAAGUAUCGCGACAGUCACAAUCUGACACUUUGCCUCCGCCGGCAUCACCGCAUGGAGCACCGCUGCAGCCACCAAAUAACACUCUGCCUCCACCAUCAACAACUCAGGGAAUACCGCAGCAGUCAUAUAACACCUUGCCACCCCAGUUGCCGUCACAGAUGAUGCCACCUCCACCACGGCCUGUCACUCUACCACUAAGGCCUGACACUCUCCCGUCUCAGGCAUCGUCACAGAUGAUGCCACCUCCACCGCGGCCCGGCACUCUACCACCUCAACCAUCCUCACAAAUGAUGCCGCCUCCGUCACGUUCCCGCACUAUACCACCCCCACCGUCGUCAGGCAAAAUUUCGGAGCAGCCAUCAUCCUCGCAAAGAAUUCCGUCGCAACAGUCAUCAUCAUCGUCACAGAGAAUCCCGCCGCAACCAUCAGAGUCGCCAUUUAUACAUCAACCACCGCGAUCUUCUCCUCCAGCGGUCUGGCAGAGACCUGACUGGGCCCCAGCACCUAUGGCUCCAUUCAACUAUCUCAGGCGGACUUCACAAAAUCUACCACCUCCUGCUCCACCUGAUUACCUCCGGUCAUGGUCUGACGACGCAAAGACGCUGCCCCGUGCUCCAUUUACAUUCUGCCAACCAGUUCAUCGUAUGGUUCAAAUGAAGGAAAGCCUUUCUCGAAUAAUGAAAUAUUACAGAUUGAGAAAAGAAGCCGAAGAACUUGCCGCCAAAUUCAAUGCCAAGUUUGGCAGACCAUCCACGGCUCCAGGUGUAAAGCACGGAAAGAUUAUUGAUGUUGAUGAGAUACUCGGAGAUGCUUUUGAUUUUACUGUUCCAGUUCCCAACCCAUAUCCAGCAGAACAAUCACCAUCAUCCUCACGAGCAGGGCCAUCAUCAUCCCACCCAUCAUCGUCCCAACCAGGACCAUCAUCAUCCCAACCAGGACCCUCAUCAUCCCAACCGGGACCAUCAUCAUCCUCAGGAGCAGGACCAUCAUCAUCCUCAGGAGCAGGACCAUCAUCAUCCUCAGGAGCAGGCCCAUCAUCAUCCUCAUCAUCACAAGCAGGAACAUCCUCGUCCCAGUCAGGACCAACAGGCCCGUCACUCCAUCGCUCACAAUCACAUCCAAAUCUCACAACACCUCCAUCUCAAGCGACAUACGGACCCUGGGACGAUGAGAUGGUGUGGGAGCUCCAGGCCAAUAUCGCAGCACUGGCGGAUUCCACCAAGCGCAAGCAUUCCCCACAAACUGAAAGUUCACGUGGAACCAAGAAAUCCAAACGAAUCCCUACAGCAGCAGAGGGUGACGAGCCGAUGGAUCAGGGCCAAUCAGCUCGUGCACCAGCCCAACCCACCACGAUCGGGAUAACACCAAGACCAGAUAAGGGCAAGGGCAAGGAAAGAGCUGAUCCUCCUCCAAUAUUGGCACCUAGACCUCAACGCGGCCCGUCAUCCCUUUCCGACAUGGUAUUCAACCCGGACACAUGGUCAUCCACACCAUCGGAGCCACCCAUGCAAUGGGAGACAACAAGGCCAGACAAGGGCAAAGGGAAGGCACGAGCUGAUCCACCUUCAAUGCUCGCGCCUGCGCCGACACGUGGCCGGUCAUCCAUAUUCGAUAUACUCAACCCUGGUACAUCGUCACCUCCCCCGUCGCAGCUACCUGUGCUAGGGAAUACAACAAGAUCAGAGAAGAGCAAGGGCAAGGCACGAGCUGAUCCCCCGCAACUAUUCGCACCUAGACCUCAACGCGGCCUUUCAUCGUUGUUCAGCAUACUGUUCAACCCUGAGACAUCGUCAUCUACGCCAUCGGAGCCACCCAUGACAGAAAAGGCAACAGGACCAGACAAAGGAAAAAGAAGGGAGUUUAUCGAUCCAUUUUCGGGGGCCAAACUCGGGCCUCCUCCUGACAUGUUGACCCUUCUCGCAAAGUCAGUAGCUAGGCUACUCGACGAUGACCCCACCAAGUGGCCACCAUUACCAAAGCAGAGGGGUCCCCCUCCGCCUCCAGGCUUUUAUACCAACUGUAUGCCAGGCCUAUCAUAA
Exophiala spinifera is the source of this 4053-nucleotide messenger RNA. RefSeq names its product exodeoxyribonuclease III. Gene Ontology annotation, cellular component: nucleus. The record is from RefSeq and is a predicted model, not a curated record. Lineage: Eukaryota; Fungi; Ascomycota; Eurotiomycetes; Chaetothyriales; Herpotrichiellaceae. The coding region runs from base 1 to 4053 and encodes 1350 amino acids. The transcript is spliced from 2 exons. Gene Ontology annotation, biological process: base-excision repair. Gene Ontology annotation, molecular function: phosphoric diester hydrolase activity; double-stranded DNA 3'-5' DNA exonuclease activity; DNA-(apurinic or apyrimidinic site) endonuclease activity.